AUGUCAAAUAACCUAAGCGUACUCACGCGUUCGCACCAAGUCGCCGGAGCGAAACGCCGCCAAAAACGCGAACAGAUCAAGGAGAUUGUAUUCGACGAUGAAGCUCGGCUAGAGUUCUUGACUGGUUUUCACAAGCGAAAGCUGGCGAAGAAAGAGGCGGGGAAGAAGAAGGCGAUUGAGAGGGAGAAGGCGGAGAGGUCCGAGUUGCGACGAGAAAAACGACAAAUGCUGGCUAAACAAGCCGCGGAGAACGCGAAGAAGGUCGAGACGGCGUACGGUGGUGCUGCGCUAGAAAAUGGCUCGGAUGAUGACUUCCACGGCUUUGGAUCCGAACCCGGUCCCUCAUCCCCGCCCGCUGAACGUCAAGACGAGUACUCGGACGAAGAGCAGCUCGCAACAGUUACAGUUGUGGAAGACUUUGACCCCUUGGCCCUCAUACACGGCACUUCUACCGACGCAGACUUAGAAAAUGACAACGAUGACACCCAAUCUCCUCCGCGUACAACUACUUCCACCAAAACGUCGGCCGCAAAACAAAAUGUUUCUGCAACAAAAAAGAAGGUCCGGCCGAAGGAUAUCAAGUACGAGACGAAAGCGGCGCGGAAGACUGCGAGGGCGAAGCAACAUGCGAGGAAGACGGAGAAGGCGGAACGGGCGGGUGGGAAGGGGAGCAGGAGAAAGAUUGGGAGUGGAGGGAAGGGGUCGGGUGGAAAGGGGAAGAGGAGAUGA
Peniophora sp. CBMAI 1063 is the source of this 729-nucleotide messenger RNA. The record is from the annotation of a GenBank genome assembly. Lineage: Eukaryota; Fungi; Basidiomycota; Agaricomycetes; Russulales; Peniophoraceae.